Molecule: messenger RNA, 1883 nt
Organism: Spodoptera litura
Lineage: Eukaryota; Metazoa; Arthropoda; Insecta; Lepidoptera; Noctuidae
Biological process (GO): meiotic sister chromatid cohesion; double-strand break repair
Cellular component (GO): meiotic cohesin complex
Molecular function (GO): chromatin binding; protein binding
Source: RefSeq, a predicted model, not a curated record
GCAUGAUCAAUGCAAAUGUGAUAAAACAUUCAAACAAAAAAUGGAAUAUCCAUGAGGUGGAAAUAGUAGAAGAAGUGAGGCGGCCACAGCUGCAGCAGCUUGACAUUCAAGAGAUAAUUCAAGAACCACCUGAAAAUGAACAGAGGAUUGAGGAAAUGAUACAGAGAAGUGGCAAUGUUGUCUCAAAUAUUGAAGACAUCACAUUGAAAGAAGCUGCUAUUGGUGAAGUCAUCCCACCAAAUGACGGUUUCGGCGAAGAACGUCUGGAUCCCCUUCAAUUGCUUCAAGACCGCACCAUCGAAAUGAUGCUGGUGCAGCCAGAUAUAUCGACGGCGCACAGCGGCUUGGACAUCGCACUCGACGUGACUGACAAGUCGCACGACAAAUCGCGACUAUUGCUCGAACCGGCGCACGCGCAGAUGGAAAGAAUCUCCGAACAUGAUCUCACGAUGUUCAGAAAAUCUACUGGAGAAGAACUAAUGCCUGAAUUCGAAAAAGACAUUCCUGAAAUACCCGAAAUCCCGAAUCCCGAAAUGCCUGUUCCUGAACCAGAUAAGCCUCAAGAAGAGCCAAGGGCGGAGAUUAUGCAGCCUAGUAACGUCGUCGAACCCGAACAACAAAAAGUACAGGAUCCAGUGCUGGACAAUGAACUAGAGGAAUUAGAAGCGCUGGAACCACUAGCAAAACGUCGUAAGAUCCGAAAAUUGAUAAUAGACAAGAAGACGAAGAUAAGUUCUAAUCACUUCCGAGCUAGGAUUGAAAAUCCUUUGGUAGAGUUGCGGUGCGAGGACAGUUCGGACGACAUAAUUUUCGUAAGAGUACCCGUGGAGGAAUACUUUCGGCGGCCGUGUCACGGUGGUAAUAAAAUAAUAUCUAAUUUUGGAGACGGUAUUUCGGUACUUUUUGGACGCAACCUUGGGGUGGUCCCGGGCCUACCCUUGGCUGAAAGAGAAAUGGAGCAAGCUGAAGCCGUAAGGAGACGUUCUCGUCGUACUACAAAAAGAACGAUGCUAGACAUAAUAGAAGAGGAGCAAGUGGCCACUGUUGCUCAAGAAAGGCCUGAAAUACAAGUCGAACCACCCAUUCCUGAAGCGAAUGUGUCUACGGAAAUGUUCAAAAUUUCUGAUCCACCACGUGUGAGCGCACAAGUUGACAUAGACAUUGCAGAUUUACCAACUCAAAAAGUAGAGACACUAUCGCAAGCGCGCAAAAGGACAGCCGAGCCAGAAAUGUUUGGAAGCCCAAAACAUCAACGCUCCAUGGGUUACAAAUCAUUCCGGGAAAGCCAGCUGGCUAAAGAUUUAGCAGAUAUUAACACAGAAGCAGAGACAAAUAAAGAAAAUAUACCAGCAAAUAUCAUGCCGCCAAUACCGCAACCACCUCAAGAUGCUGAAUUGAUACUAUCUUCAAAGUUACAAGAAGCUGGCUUGGCUGAUAUUCCACAACAACCUGUAGUGGUCGAGGUCGAGGUUCACUCACAAAUUCAACGAACGACUGCCUCACAAGGAAGAGCUCGUGUGACUGGGAGUGAACGUUCUGAAACUCCUUUAGGCAGUCUCGACAGGACGAAGGUGUCGCUCGGAGAUUCAGAACAGACUACAGACUCGAAAAGAUUUAUACGCGACCAAUGGGGCACAGAGGGCACAAUGAUCAAAAUAAUGAAACACAUUAAGGCAAAUCUCCAACCAGUGACGGUGAAGAGCCUCCUUGAUAAGGGUCCCGUUAUAUCCGGUUACAAAGGUGUCAUAGCCGCGCGAUGUUUUACGUCUAUACUCAAACUAAAACAACAUGGUUUCGUUAACGUUACCAAGAAUCUGGAUACACUCGAGAUAAUUGAUGUUACUCUGGGACCAAAAUUGACUAGUUCCAGUGAUCAAUUCUAA